AUGCGGAGAGUACUUUUGCUUCUGUUUGGUGCAGGGGGAACACAAGGCGGGGUCAAGAAACUGGCGCAUGAAAAUCCUAUUCCGUAUCAUAAAUGGUUUCUCGAGGAAAGCACUCGAGCUCUUUUAAACCCUAUUCAUCACCCUUUAGUUACAGAGUAUUUUAUUCGAUUAAAUCAAAAGCAUAAGGAGCUUGAAAGAUUACAGGAGCAGGGCAAAACAGAUGCAUUACGUGCAUUGAAAAGUAAGCUUAAUGGAAAGCCCUUUGAUCAUGUUAUGUGGAACAUUCAAUAUCGAGAGGAGCUUGACGUUGCUGAGGUAAUUUCUGGUUACUUGUUGAAACUGAAUGAUAAUGUAAAAUUGAGAGAUCAAAUUCGUUUAGUGAAGGAUACAAACAGAGAAGAGCGGGACCUUCUUUUGAUGCUGGAAGAAGAUAUUGAAUCUCUUUUGGGCCAGGUACGGGAGCUGGAUGAUCAGGUAAAUGGAGUGAUGGCACGUCGGCUUGAAUCUAGUGACGCACUAGGAUCCGCAAGUCGUGCAUGGAUAGUGGAAGUGGCCGGGAAAGCGGGCGGUGAAGAGGCCUCGUUGUUUGCGACUGAGCUAGCUGGGAUGUACCAGGCUUAUGCUGUGGAUGUCAGAAAUUGGCGUAUCGAAGCAGGUAAGGAGGGAGCAGGCAGAGGGGGAGGAACAGGAUUGGCUGGUGGUGACGGUGGUGAUGCCUCUGCAUUCACGGCUCCAGUCCUUGCCAGUACUGGGGUAAAAUUUCAAGCAAUAGGUGACGGUGUUUAUCGCAAUUUUCGCCAUGAAAUUGGCGUUCACAAGGUGCAGCGGGUUCCUGUUACCGAUCAAGGCGGCAAGAUGCAAACUUCCACGGCGGUGGUAACGCUUAUGCCUUUACUUGAUCCUGUGUCUGUGGACGUUCAUGAAAGCGACUGCAAGAUUGAGUUUGUGAGAGGUUCUGGUCCUGGUGGCCAGGGUAUGCAAAGCAGUUCCAACGCAGUAUGUCUCACACAUCUUCCCUCUGGUAUUUCUGUGAAGUGCCAUCAGUCCCGAUCUGCCCUAGGAAACAAAGAAUGUGCUUUGCAAACGGUCGCCCAACAAUUGUUGGCACGACGCGUCAAGGACCAAAACUCGUCUCUUCACGAGGCCUGGAGAAUGCAAUGGAGUAGUGGUGAAAGAUCAGAUAAGAUGCGUACGUACAACUAUCCUCAGAAUCGCGUGACGGACCACCGACUUGGCAAGGAUUUCCCCUUGAGUGCGUUUAUUGAGGGUGGUAAAGGACUAGAGGGUCUACACGAUGACUUGAAUGCAGUAGAGGACAGACAACAGUUGGUUGCCGUGUUGCUGCGACACAUAGAAGGUGAAUUUGUGAGUGUGGCAUGA
Trypanosoma rangeli is the source of this 1380-nucleotide messenger RNA. RefSeq names its product putative peptide chain release factor 1. The transcript has a single exon. Lineage: Eukaryota; Euglenozoa; Kinetoplastea; Trypanosomatida; Trypanosomatidae. The record is from RefSeq and is a predicted model, not a curated record. The coding region runs from base 1 to 1380 and encodes 459 amino acids. Gene Ontology annotation, molecular function: translation release factor activity. Gene Ontology annotation, biological process: translational termination.